AUGGGCCAAGAAAUCUCCACACCAAAUGAAGAAAGCAAAGGAGGAAGCUACAAAAAAAACUUGAAAGGAAACAAUACAAAAGGGGACCAGAAAGAAAAUAAUUUGCAAAUGUCCAAAAAAAUUGCUCAAAAUAGUUUUAACAAUAGUAAGUUAAGACCAGGGAUGUUCAUACAAAAUAGCAACGUGGUUUUUAAUGAGCAAUAUAAGGGAAUAAAAAUUUUGGGCAAAGGAUCCUUCGGAGAAGUUAUACUCAGUAGAGACAAACACACAGGACAUGAGUACGCUAUAAAAGUGAUAAGCAAGAAGCAUGUAAAGAGAAAGACGGACAAGCAAAGUCUCCUGAGGGAAGUGGAGCUGUUAAAGAUGCUAGACCACAUCAACAUCAUGAAGCUAUAUGAAUUUUUUGAGGACAACAAUUACUACUACUUGGUGUCUGAUGUUUAUUCUGGGGGGGAACUAUUCGACGAGAUUAUUAGCAGGAAGAGGUUCUAUGAAGUAGAUGCGGCGCGGAUCAUAAAGCAGGUUCUGAGUGGCAUCACCUACAUGCACAAGAAUAACGUCGUGCAUAGGGAUUUGAAGCCGGAAAAUAUUUUAUUGGAGACCAAGAACAAGGAAGACAUGAUUAUUAAAAUUAUUGACUUUGGCUUGUCUACGCAUUUCGAGUACAGCAAGAAGAUGAAGGACAAGAUCGGCACUGCGUAUUACAUUGCGCCCGACGUCCUGCAUGGAACGUACGACGAGAAGUGCGACAUUUGGUCCUGCGGGGUCAUUCUGUACAUUUUGCUCUCAGGAUGCCCGCCGUUCAACGGAUCGAACGAAUACGACAUUUUGAAGAAAGUGGAGACGGGCAAGUAUACGUUCGACCUUCCCCAGUUUAAAAAGAUAAGUGACAAGGCAAAGGACCUAAUUCGAAAAAUGCUCAUGUACACAAGUGCAGUGAGAAUUUCCGCUAGAGACGCACUGGAGCAUGAGUGGAUAAGGCUCAUGACGAGUAAGGACAAUGUGAGCAUCGACAUUCCCUCCCUCGAGCUCAGCAUCACAAACAUAAGACAAUUUCAAAGCAUUCAAAAGUUAGCACAGGCAGCUCUGCUGUACAUGGGAUCAAAGCUUACAACCAUAGAUGAGACAAAAGAACUCACCAAAAUAUUUAAACGAAUGGAUAAAAAUGGAGAUGGUCAGCUAGAUCGAAAUGAAUUAAUAAUAGGAUACAAGGAAUUAUUGAAACUGAAAGGAGAAGAUACAAGCGACUUAGAUAAUGCAGCUAUUGAAUAUGAGGUGGAUCAAAUUUUGAGCUCCAUUGACUUAGAUCAAAAUGGCUACAUAGAAUACUCUGAAUUCUUAACAGUGUCUAUUGACAGGAAAUUACUUUUGUCGACUGAACGUCUGGAGAAGGCAUUCAAACUGUUUGACAAAGACGGCUCGGGAAAAAUAUCGGCCAAUGAGUUGGCGCAGCUGUUCGGGCUCAGCGACGUGGGGUCCGAAUGCUGGAAGACUGUUCUGAAGGAGGUGGACCAGAACAACGAUGGGGAAAUCGACUUUAAGGAGUUCCGGGAUAUGCUGGUCAAGAUGUGCAACUAUUAG
Messenger RNA from Plasmodium fragile, 1581 nucleotides. Its product is annotated as CAMK/CDPK protein kinase. The transcript has 2 exons. Gene Ontology annotation, cellular component: cytoplasm; nucleus. Lineage: Eukaryota; Apicomplexa; Aconoidasida; Haemosporida; Plasmodiidae. Gene Ontology annotation, biological process: intracellular signal transduction; peptidyl-serine phosphorylation; protein autophosphorylation. The record is from RefSeq and is a predicted model, not a curated record. Bases 1 to 1581 code for a protein of 526 amino acids. Gene Ontology annotation, molecular function: ATP binding; calmodulin binding; calcium/calmodulin-dependent protein kinase activity.